Leucoraja erinaceus (little skate) is the source of this 1210-nucleotide messenger RNA. RefSeq names its product probable gluconokinase. NCBI's taxonomy places the organism in Eukaryota, Metazoa, Chordata, Chondrichthyes, Rajiformes, Rajidae. Gene Ontology annotation, molecular function: gluconokinase activity. The transcript has 6 exons. The record is from RefSeq and is a predicted model, not a curated record. Gene Ontology annotation, cellular component: cytoplasm. Bases 439 to 882 code for a protein of 147 amino acids.
GUGUAACGCAACGGGAUGACGUAUGACGUGCGGUGUUUCUUUGUCGCCGUUGGAGUUUGAGAAGUUCAAAGUCUUUUGGCGACGCUGUUAUGACGCCGACAGUCGCGAAAAAAUCGUUAAGUGGGACAGGCCCCUAACAGUUGGUGUCAGCGGAACCAGAGGAAGAAAUGAAGUGCGUGUGUGUGCGCGCGCUGCGUGAUUUGAUGGCGAUGUUUGGACCACUGUGUCUUUAUCUCUUGCCGAUAAGCGUAUACAAGCCCAGCCGCUGCAAUCUAUCAACAUAUGACAGUCCCGCCAUCCCGGGAAUCUACGCUGCAUUCCCUCAAUAGCAAGAAUGUUGUUCCUCAAGCUUGAAGACCAAAACUGCACACAAUACUCCAGUUGGGCUGGAAAUUCUAUGAUGCUGAUGACUACCAUUCCGAAGAAAACAAAGAAAGGAUGGCUAAAGGAAUGCCACUAAGUGACGAGGAGAGAAUACCUUGGCUGUGCAGUUUGCAAGAAAUACUACUGAGAGAAUUUUCACUUGGUGUAAAUGUGAUCCUCGCAUGUUCUUCUCUGAAGAGAAUGUAUCGAAGAAUUCUAAUGGGUGAGCAUAGUAUGAAAAACAGACAAGCAGAAAACUAUACUGAACCAAAUCAGGCACAUUCACAUCUUGACUUUAGCAAGGACAUUUUGUUUGUGUAUCUUCAUGGUUCCAUAGAACUUAUCACUAAGAGGUUAGAAACCAGAAAAGGGCAUUUCAUGUCACCAUCUUUGCUGCAGUCUCAAUUCGACACCCUGGAACCACCAGACGGCACUGAAAAUUUUAUGAGUAUAAAUAUUGAGAAAACCAUUCCAGAGAUGGUGACUGAGAUUGGUAAAAAGCUGGGUCUGAAUAUUUAACUGAUUAUCUGAAGGAAAGCGAUGGUUGUGAAAUAUGUUCCUGAACAAUGAAAUUUGUUGUUAAAAUGGAAGCAAAGCUAUUUGCUUUCAUAUCAUUAUACUGCAAAUUUAAUUAUGUUCCGAGUUUGUGAUAUUACUUUUUUUUUAAGCCAGAAAUCUCAAAGUCUCACUCUUCUUCACAAUAUUCAGUUUUGCAAAUUUCUCCUUUGCCAAGGGGGAAAAUCAAAGAUGUGAAAUUUAACCAGUUUGUAAAAUGCCUUAAUGUUGUGUAAAAAACAUGUGCCACUUAUUCUAGCCUUAUGUAAAUUAAAUUUUAUUCAUAGUUCCA